AUGGAAUGUUUUCGUUCGAGGAUUAUCACAAUCUACCUGAAAAGGCUCAAAUAUUCACCUCUGCUUUGGAGGAAUGCGAAGAGAGGAACAAGAAGUUCAUAUAUGUGGCUCUAUGUGAGUAUUUGUUGUGGGGACUUUCAAUUUUGGAAACUGUCUGGCACCCCUAGUAGCCCUACUUGUAAGACUCACUCUUGUGGAUUCAUUUUUUGGACAAACACUCAUCUACUUGGAGACCAACUGAGAUAUACGAUCAUGGACACAAUCGGUAUGUAUCUCAUUAUAAAGCAGAGGCUAAGAAAUAUUCAUAAGAACGAUCCACGACUGUUCCAGUAUGUAUUCGAAAAUGGUCAUCCUCUACCCUACAACCGAUGA
Caenorhabditis elegans is the source of this 372-nucleotide messenger RNA. It is a transcript of the gene Y43F8B.7, whose product is annotated as PIPK domain-containing protein. The transcript has 3 exons. The record is from RefSeq and is marked reviewed. NCBI's taxonomy places the organism in Eukaryota, Metazoa, Nematoda, Chromadorea, Rhabditida, Rhabditidae. Bases 1 to 372 code for a protein of 123 amino acids.